AUGAAAGUAAUAAUUCCGAUUCUCUGCUUGUUUUCUUGCAGUUUAGCUAUUCCAAAUGAUUACAAUUCGAAAGAGUUCCAUUCGGCUUUGAGCAAUGUCGACAAUAUUUUUCCGAAAGAACUUGUAGAAAAAUUGGCGGCUAAGGACAAGGCUGUAGAAGAAAUUAAUAUUAAAGACAUUAGCACUAUUAUAAACGAAUAUGCGGAUCAAAUAUUCGAAAAUUUACGGAAGUACAUCAACAACAACAAUUUAAACAAAGUUCCAAUAAGUGAUCAACAUUUGAAGCUAAAACCCACUGGUUAUAUUGAUUUAAAAAACGGAUAUCUACAAGAUUUUAACACUAUUAGCAGAAAUGAAGAUGUUGUGGUAACAUACUCUCAUGACCAGAAAAAACUUUUAGUAAGCCUGCCGAUUCAAUUUGAUGACCUUAAAUUUUACUUUGAUUAUCACACCAAAGAGCUCUUUAUCAGUAUUCAUGGUGGUGUUGAUGGAUCGGUGAAAAAUGUUAAAGUACAUGCAGAUUUGAGUUUCGAUUUCAAUACCUAUAAUGUUUCGCUUGAUCACUACGACAUGAAAGAUUCCGGGAAAGUUCAUAUUCAUUUCACGGGAAACAAAAUCGUCGAUUGGUUAAGUAACGCAAUGGCCUCUGUUAUUACCACCCUGAUGGGUCAAGUCGUGGUGAAUGAGGUAGCUAAAUUCGUUAGAGAUGGAUUGAGAGGCAUCAUUGAACAAAUAAACACAGAUAUUCAUAAAAUCUUGAACUGA
This is a messenger RNA of Phyllotreta striolata, 765 nucleotides long. The record is from the annotation of a GenBank genome assembly. Lineage: Eukaryota; Metazoa; Arthropoda; Insecta; Coleoptera; Chrysomelidae.